Pelodiscus sinensis (Chinese soft-shelled turtle) is the source of this 2386-nucleotide messenger RNA. RefSeq names its product RNA 3'-terminal phosphate cyclase (gene RTCA). NCBI's taxonomy places the organism in Eukaryota, Metazoa, Chordata, Testudines, Trionychidae. Gene Ontology annotation, cellular component: nucleus. Gene Ontology annotation, molecular function: RNA-3'-phosphate cyclase activity. The record is from RefSeq and is a predicted model, not a curated record. Gene Ontology annotation, biological process: RNA processing.
CUCAGUUCCCACUGACGGUCAGAGGUGCCAGCGUGAGAGGGAGCUUUGCGUGUCGCAGGAGAGGAGCCAAGAUCUGGGCGCUAUUCCUCACCCCCUCCCCCAGCUUCUCUCGCGGGAGGGACUGGAGCGGGCUGGACGCGAGGGAGAGUCGGGCCGGGUCUAUCCGUUCUCCGAGCUGCAAAGCCGCAGGGGCGAGGGGGCCCGGCGCUGCAGCUGUCAGCCAGCCAGUGGCGUUUCAGCGCUGGCGUCAGCCUAGUCCGCCGCUACCUCCGGGGCCGGCUGCUGCGUCUUGACUCUCCCCAGCCACGUGUUACCGGCUCCAGCUCCGGCCUAGCGAGGCUGUUCCGCCGCGGCCUCGCUCUGUGCAGAGCCCAGCCAACUCCCCGUCGCCUGGGCCGCGCCUUUCCGUGGAGGCGCCGCGGCUCCCUGUCGCCCAUGGACGGAGACAGGGUGGAGAUAGAUGGCGGGGUCAUGGAGGGGGGUGGCCAGAUCUUGCGAGUCUCCACGGCCUUGAGCUGCCUGCUGGGGCUUCCCUUGCGUGUGCGGAGGAUCCGAGCUGGGAGGAGCCAGCCUGGCCUCAGACCUCAACAUCUGUCUGGACUAGAGAUGAUUCGAGAUUUAUGUGAUGGGCAGCUGGAGGGUGGAGAAAUUGGUUCAACAGAAAUAACCUUCACUCCUGGGAAGAUCAAAGGUGGAACCCACAUAGCAAAUACCAAAACAGCAGGGAGUGUGUGCCUACUAAUGCAGGUAGCAAUGCCCUGCGUGCUCUUUGCUGCUUCCCCUUCAGAGCUUCGUUUAAAAGGUGGGACUAAUGCUGAGAUGGCUCCACAGAUAGACUACACAGUGAUGGUCCUUAAACCAAUACUUGAAAAGUUCACUAUGACAUUUGACUGUGACAUAAAAAGGAGGGGCUACUACCCCCAAGGUGGUGGUGAAGUAAUAGUUCGAAUGUCACCAGUCAAACAGUUAAGCCCAAUAAAUUUAACUGAACGUGGCACUGUGACAAAGAUACAUGGAAGAGCAUUUGUUGCCGGAGCCUUGCCCAUUAAACUAGCAAAAGACAUGGCAUCGGCAGCAGUGAGAUGUAUCAGAAAAGAAAUCAGGGAUCUUUACGUUAAUAUUCAGCCUGUUCGAGAAGCUGAUAAUCAAGCCUUUGGAACUGGAAGUGGAAUAAUUAUUGUUGCAGAGACUUCAACAGGGUGUCUGUUUGCUGGAUCAUCUCUAGGUAAAAGAGGUAAGAAUGCUGACAGGGUUGGAAUUGAAGCUGCAGAAAUGCUGCUUGGAAAUCUUAGGCAUGGGGGAGCAGUGGAUGACUAUCUGCAAGACCAGCUGAUUAUUUUCAUGGCAUUAGCCAAUGGGGUAUCUAGAGUGAAAAGUGGACCAAUUACACUUCAUACUCAAACUGCUAUACAUUUUGCAGAACAGCUAACAAAGGCCAAAUUUACGGUGUCAAAAUCAGAAGAUGAAGAUUCUACUAAAGAUACCUACCUUAUUGAGUGCCAAGGAAUGGGGAUGAUAAACUCAAACUUGUAGUUUUUCUUUAAAGGAAAAAAAUAUACCUCUGAUGUAUUGCACUACAUUUCAGUUGACAUAUUUACACUGAGGAACAGGGAUUAUUUAUUAUAUAUAAUUGGUUUGAUUCAAAUUCAGAGAUGAUCUGGUUAUUUCUUGGUAUGCUGAGAACACUUCCUGUCCUGCUUUUGAUUAACAGCAAAAUGAGUACAGACAAGAUAGUAAAUGGAAUCAAAUGCAAGUGUUUGGGAGAGCUGAAACCACAGCUGAAUACCUUUCAGAAUAUCAUGAGUUGGUAACUGCAGUUACAACUUUUAAAGUUACUUAAAUGACACAGUCAUUCCUCUGAAAACAUGUAGGUUUAUCAUAGGGGAUCCUUUACAUAUUUGUUAUGGAAUAGAUGAACAGAAAAUAAACUAUCAAUCUGUGUCUCUAAAGUAUUCUGUUUCUGUAGUCAUUUUGCUGAAAAUGAUAUGGAAAAAUAAAGCAAUUUCAGUGUGCUGUAAUUGGAUAUUUUUGCUUCUGAUCUCUCCAGCAGCUUGUGUUAAACUGAGGUCAGUUCAGUAGUUGUGAAUUAAAGUUUUGCAAACUCCAUCUAGAACUCCUUUUCAGUUAUCCUUGAGCUAGUCCCAUCAAAUGGGGUCAGCUCUACAAGUCUGCUCCUUCCAAAGUGCUCUCUUGAGUGCCAUAUCCUGUCAUACCAUAUGCUGACUCCCGCCGCUAUGUAACGCCCCCUAGGGUUCAGGAGUGUAGGGCACUGUACUUGCCAAACCUAUGCCAUACCAUCUAUACUCUUAAUACCCAUGCUAUCUAGAAAUCUAGUGUCUGUAUUCUACAUGCCACUACAAAAGUAAAUGUACUUUAAGACAUCCCA